Messenger RNA from Esox lucius (northern pike), 1747 nucleotides. Its product is annotated as clumping factor A. The coding region runs from base 76 to 1557 and encodes 493 amino acids. The transcript has 12 exons. Lineage: Eukaryota; Metazoa; Chordata; Actinopteri; Esociformes; Esocidae. The record is from RefSeq and is a predicted model, not a curated record.
AUAAAAACUGAAUUUAGACUUAUAGGAAACUACAAAAACACCUGAGUUCUCAAUCAGUUACACCGACCCAUCACAAUGACGGCACGAACAUUAACUGUUUCUUUGAUCUUGGCUUUGGCUUGCCUGGCUUUCUCAGCACCCAUCAAUGAUGGCUUUACAGACACAGAAGUCACUGGCCCUCCUCAUAUCCCAGACCUGGAUACAACUCCAGAAAGUGACUCCAAGAGGUCUCAAGAAAGUGACUCCAAGCAGUCUUCAGAAAGUCACUCCAAAGAUGAUGAUAGAGAAGAACAAGAGGAUGCCUCAGAUUCUUCUGAGGAAAAGGAUGACAAAGACGCUGUAGAGUCAGAAGAAGAUUCCUCUGACUCCUCAGAAAGGGCCACCAAAGAGUCUCAUGAAAGUGAUUCCAUAAAUGACCACAAGCAUGGAACCAAGUCAGACGAUUCCUCUGAUUCAGAUGAUGUGUCAAAGGAUAUAACCAGUCAUGCAAUGGAUGGUGAUAACAAACAACUGGAGAUUCAUUGUGAGGGAAAAUGCGACGUUAAGAUGUUUUACCCGUCAGCUGAAGAAGACUCUGCUGACAAAGACAACAGUGAUGAAGAUAAGGACAGUUCUUCUGUAGAAGAGAAGGACAGCAACAGCAAAAAAGAAUUUAAAUCAAAGUCAAACCAAGAUAGUGACCGUAAAGAAGAUUCUGACUCAGACAAAGACAGCAAAGACGACUCCGAUUCAGACAAAGACAGCAAAGACGACUCAGAUUCGGACAAAGACAGCAAAGACGACUCAGAUUCGGACAAAGACAGCAAAGACGACUCCGAUUCGGACAAAGACAGCAAAGACGACUCCGAUUCGGACAAAGACAGCAAAGACGACUCCGAUUCGGACAAAGACAGCAAAGACGACUCCGAUUCGGACAAAGACAGCAAAGACGACUCCGAUUCGGACAAAGACAGCAAAGACGACUCCGAUUCGGACAAAGACAGCAAAGACGACUCCGAUUCGGACAAAGACAGCAAAGACGACUCAGAUUCGGACAAAGACAGCAAAGACGACUCCGAUUCGGACAAAGACAGCAAAGACGACUCCGAUUCGGACAAAGACAGCAAAGACGACUCAGAUUCGGACAAAGACAGCAAAGACGACUCCGAUUCGGACAAAGACAGCAAAGACGACUCCGAUUCGGACAAAGACAGCAAAGACGACUCCGAUUCGGACAAAGACAGCAAAGACGGCUCUGAUUCAGACAAAGACAGCGAGAGCAAAGAUGACCGCAAAAACAGUGAGGAUGAUAGAAAGGAUGAGAGCAAAGAUGACAGCAAGGGUGUCCACAAGAGUGACAGGAAGGAUGAGCAUGAUGAGGAUAAAUUUGCUGCAGAAAAGGAAGAAAGCGCAGAAGACUCAGACAGCGACAGCAAAGAUAGCAAGGAUGACAGUGAGGGUGACAGCCACAAUGAGAAUGAAUCCGAAUCAGACUCAAGCAGCAGUGAUUUCAAGUCAGAGGACUCUGAUGACAACAGGACUACAGAGACCAAAGAUUCGGAGGAUGCCCAAUCUUAGUCACAUUCAGAGCCACACAGAGAUUCUCCCUCAGGUGCUCAUGCCCUCACCAGCCCAGAAACCUGAUCUCUCGGCUGAGCCCACGAGACAGGAAAUGUAAUUAGGAGUUGAUAACCAACAAUGUCACCAUCAUCUUGAGUCAAACAUCCCGCUGAAGUCUCUGAAACCACUGCUGAAUCUAAAUAAACUA